Fusarium redolens is the source of this 784-nucleotide messenger RNA. RefSeq lists its product as uncharacterized. NCBI's taxonomy places the organism in Eukaryota, Fungi, Ascomycota, Sordariomycetes, Hypocreales, Nectriaceae. The transcript has a single exon. The record is from RefSeq and is a predicted model, not a curated record. The coding region runs from base 35 to 388 and encodes 117 amino acids.
AGGGCUCCCUACAUACAUGAUCACACGAUGAUCGAUGGAUCGUCAUGUGUUGUGUGUUGUCUCACAAAAGUUUUCCGUGACCAUACAUGUCCUCCACACUUAUACCCUAUAUCUGGAUAGAUGCGCCGGCUUCCCUCGAGGGACGGUGCGAGUUUUUGACCUAACGCACGGCAAUAUCACCAUCCAGAUAUCACAAACACCGCAAAUGUGGUUCCGCCCUAUUCCCCUCAUCGUCAUCAAGGAUGAGGAUCUUACAUACCACGGGAAGAUACUAAGUGUCAGGUAUGAAGAAGGGCGACUUCGAGCAAUUCACGCGACGGUGUGCAUCUGCGAGCACCGGGGCCGGCCAAGGGUAAGGCCCAACUUGAUCAUGCCAGACCGAAGAUAAAGAGGAGAUUGCCAACACCAGCUAGCUUCCUAGCGACACACUUCGCCCGAGAAUCCAGACAAGUCAUUGAGUCCAAAGGUCGGACUAUGACAACGGAUAGGCUAUGGAGUGGGGAAUAUCUCCACGGCCGCCGUAGAGCUGGGAGAGUCUUGCCUCUAUGAAGGAUAUGUGUUGGGCGGGUGGAUGGAUGCUAUCUAGCAGAGAUUGGGGAGAAUGGAUGGAGGGAGUCACGAUCAAAGCAGGGAGUCGAGAGUGGUCGAGUCAUACGUGAGAAAGGUCGAGAUUAGUAUGGUGCUCGUCUUGGGUUAUACUUCAACCGUAUACUUCAAUACGCCAUUCAAAGGUCCUGGGCUAUCAGUCCACGAGAAUCAACUUAGUCCUUAAACGCAGCUGCCC